CCAUGGCCGGCACCAAUGGCGCCCCUCGCCUUCUCCGCCUCCCUACCACUGCCACUACCAGUACCAGCUCGACGCCACUGCUGCGACUACUAGCGCUACUACAGCUACUAUGCCUCGCCUCGGCGCUUAACCAAGACGGCAUACUGCUGCUGUCCUUCAAGCAAUCCCUCGCCUCCGACCCCCUCGGCUCCCUCUCCGGCUGGGGGUACGCCGACGUCACGCCCUGCGCGUGGAACGGCGUCGUCUGCUCGCCGGACUCGCGAGUCGUCAGCGUCGUCCUGCCCAACGCGCAGCUCGUCGGCCCCGUCGCCAGGGAGCUCGCCCUCAUCGAGAACCUCCGCCACCUCGACCUCUCCGGCAACGCGCUCACCGGGACCAUCCCGCCCGAUCUGCUCCGCGCGCCGGAGCUCCGCGUGCUCUCGCUCGCUGGCAACGGCAUUACCGGCGGCCUGCCGGAGCAGGUCGGCCAGCUGCGCAGCCUCCGCGCGCUCAACCUAGCCGGCAACGCUCUCUCCGGGGCCGUCCCGCAGAACCUCACCCUGCUGCCCAACCUCACCGCUGUCUCGCUCGCCAACAACUUCUUCUCCGGCACGCUCCCCCGCGGGGGCUUCCCGGCGCUGCAGGUGCUCGACGUCAGCGCCAACCUGCUGAACGGCACCCUGCCGUCGGACUUCGGCGGCGCCGCGCUUCGGUACGUCAACCUGUCCUCCAACGGCAUCGCCGGCGCCAUACCGUCGGACAUGGCCUCGCGUCUGCCGGCCAAUGUCACCAUCGACCUGUCCUACAACAACCUCACCGGCGCCAUCCCGUCGGUGCCGCCGUUCUCGGCGCAGAGGCCCACGGCGUUCGAGGGCAACGCCGAGCUCUGUGGAAGGCCCCUCGACAGCCUCUGCGGCUUCACGUCCUCCUCCUCUGCUGCCGCGGAGCCCCAGCCCCCGAACGCUACCGCGAAGUCGCCGCCGGCCAUCGCGGCGAUACCCAGGGACCCUACCGAGGCGCUUCCUGGCGAUGGUUCCAGCAGUGCCGCAGGCGCGUCGGCGUCCGGGGAGCAGCGCGGCAGGAUGCGGCUUGCUACCAUCGUCGCCAUCGCCGCCGGUGACGUGGCUGGCAUCGCCGUCCUGUUCGUUGUGGUCAUGUACGUUUACCAGGUGAGGAGGAAGAGGCAGCGUCAGGAGGUGGCGGCGAAGCAGAGGACGGGCGUCGUGUUCAAGAAGCCGGAUCCCGACGAGUCUCCGGACGCUGUCAGCCGGAGCCUUUCCUGCUGCCUGCGCAAGAAGGCCGGCGACGACAGCGACUACUCGGAGGAAGUCACGGACACGUCGCCGGCCUCCUUCGCAGAUCACAAGAACGGCAAGGCGGCCGGAGCUGAAGCGGCGAGCAAUAAGAAGAUGGGCGGGGACGGCGCGGUGCUAGUGACGGUGGACGGCGGCGCGGAGCUGGAGCUGGAGACGCUGCUGAAGGCCUCGGCGUACAUCCUUGGCGCCGCCGGCAGCAGCAUCGUGUACAAGGCCGUUCUGGCCGACGGCGCGGCGCUGGCGGUGCGCCGGAUCGGCAGCGAGUGUUCGGGGGUCCGGCGCUUCGGCGAGCUGGACGCGCACAUGCGCGCCGUGGCGAAGCUGCGGCACGACAACAUCCUCCGCCUGCGCGGCUUCUACUGGGGCCCUGACGAGAUGCUCAUCAUCCACGGCUUCGCCAUCAACGGCAAUCUCGCCAACCACUCCGUUAAAAGGAAGCAGGGGUCGUCGCCGAUCAACCUCGGGUGGAGCGCGCGGCUCCGCAUCGCGCGCGGCGUGGCGAGAGGCCUGGCGUACCUCCACGACAAGAAGUGGGUGCACGGCAACGUGAAGCCAAGCAACAUCCUGCUGGACGCGGACAUGGAGCCGCUGCUGGCGGACCUCGGCGUGGACCGGCUGGUCCGCAGCGCGGACGGCGGCGGGCUGACGAAGCCGUCGUCGGCGGCGCUGGCGGGUCGGUUCGGCGGGAGCAAACGUUCGGCCAAGAGCCUCCCCGACCUGUCGCCGCCGCCCAGCCACGUAGGCGGCACGGCCGCGCAACCGGCGAGCCCGGCCGUCGACACGGCGGCGCACUACCGGGCGCCGGAGGCCGUGAGGAGCCCCAGGGCGAGCGGCAAGUGGGACGUGUACUCGUUCGGCGUGCUCCUGCUGGAGCUGGUGGCCGGGCGCGCGCUGACGAGCCUGGAGCUGUGCCAGUGCGCUGCGGCGGAGGGGAAGGCGCAGGCGCAGGCGCUCGGGGUGGUGGACCCCACGCUGCGCCGCGAGGUGGAAGGGCGGGAGGAGGAGGAGGAAGCGGUGGCGAGCUGCCUCCGGCUGGGCGCCGCGUGCUGCGCCAUGGUGCCGAGCAAGAGGCCGUCCAUCAGGGACGCGCUGCAGGCCGUGGAGAGGAUGAUACCUGCUGCGGUUGCUUCGUCGUCAACAUCCACGGCAGCAUCACACCGUCAUUGAAAAAAUAGAAGAAGAAAGGACACGUCUUGCGUCGAAAAAAUUGCUUGCCAUGGAUGCAUGCAUGCUUGUAGCUUCUCGUCUCUGUACCAUACCAUCGUCAUUCACGGUUUUGUAAGUACCAGCUCCGAUCCUGAAAGGAAUUGGUUUGCAUGGUUGCAUUGC
Molecule: messenger RNA, 2624 nt
Organism: Zea mays
Lineage: Eukaryota; Viridiplantae; Streptophyta; Magnoliopsida; Poales; Poaceae
Exons: 2
Coding region: 3-2462 (819 amino acids)
Biological process (GO): protein phosphorylation
Molecular function (GO): protein binding; protein kinase activity; ATP binding
Source: RefSeq, marked provisional